ACUAUAUUACUGCAAAUUAACUCCCCCCUCUCUCUCUCUCUCUCCACCUAUCUCCCUUCUCUUUUCUGAAAUAGUCUGCCAACCAUGCUUGCCACCGCUCUUUUGAGACAGGCUGGUCGUCGUGAGGCCACCAAAGCCGCCUCCGUGGUCCAACUUCGUUCGAUUCACGAUUUGACGUUCCGCAAGAAGACCGGCCAAACCAUGCUCAAGUAUGGUCGCGGUGGUCGUUCCAGCACCAACGGGCACAUUGCUACUGUUUUCGGCUGUACCGGUUUCCUCGCCCGUUACGUUGUUCAGAAGCUCGCAAGACAAGGUACUCAAGUCGUUGUUGCCUACCGUGAUCCCGAUGAGGCCCGUCACUUGAAGGUCACUGGUGAUCUUGGUCAAAUUAUUCCUUUGGAAUUCGACUUGAGAAACCGUGAGCAAAUCAUGGAAUGUGUUCGUCACUCUGAUAUUGUCUACAACCUUGUGGGACGUGAUUAUGAAACAAAGAACUUUACCUUCAAUGACGUUCACGUGGAGGGCUCGCGUCUUAUUGCUGAGGCAUCUGCUGAAGCUGGUGUUGCCCGUUUCGUUCAGGUCUCCUCAUUGAACGCUUCGGAAGACUCGACCUCGGCUUUCUUGCGCACCAAGUACUUGGGUGAACAAGCUGUCCGUGAAGUGUUCCCUGAUGCUACCAUUGCACGACCCGGUACCAUGUAUGGUCACGAGGACCGAUUCUUGAACAGAAUUGGCGGUGGUGAAGGAUGGCAAUUCUACGUCAACGAGGGCAAGACCAAGAUCUACCCCGUCUCGGCCAUUGAUGUUGCCCAAGCCUUGGAAGUCAUGUUCCUUGCUGACUCGACUGCUGGCAAGACCUAUGAACUCUACGGUCCCAAGGCAUGGACUUACGAGCAGAUCUUUGAAUUGGCUCGUGAGAUUGCCAUGAAGCCUCUCCCGAUCCGUCCGUUACCCCUUCCUAUUGCAAAGUUCGCUGCCACGCUUCUCGAUAAGCUUCCUUACAACCAAAUGAUCAGCCCUGAUCUCAUUGAAAGAAUGACCUUGGAUGACAAGCCCACACCCGGCGCUCAUACCUUCAAGGAUUUGUACAUUGAGCCUGUUGAUUUGCAGAACCUUGCUAUCCAGUACCUCAGACGUUUCCGUAGCAACGCCGUCUUUGAUCUUCCAUACGAGAAAGGUGAAGGCGAGGUCAAGAAGGGCUUGUACCAUGUUAUCGAUUAAAAUAAGCUUUCUUUAUCAUAAAAACACUAAAAUCAACUAGAAAAUAUAUAUACACCCCAUUUUCGUUUUGAAACUCGCACA
Molecule: messenger RNA, 1302 nt
Organism: Zychaea mexicana
Lineage: Eukaryota; Fungi; Mucoromycota; Mucoromycetes; Mucorales; Lichtheimiaceae
Exons: 13
Coding region: 85-1221 (378 amino acids)
Cellular component (GO): mitochondrion
Molecular function (GO): protein-containing complex binding
Source: RefSeq, a predicted model, not a curated record